Messenger RNA from Argiope bruennichi, 5060 nucleotides. RefSeq lists its product as uncharacterized. The record is from RefSeq and is a predicted model, not a curated record. The coding region runs from base 1168 to 2664 and encodes 498 amino acids. The transcript is spliced from 3 exons. NCBI's taxonomy places the organism in Eukaryota, Metazoa, Arthropoda, Arachnida, Araneae, Araneidae.
ACCCCGAGCGGAGCAGAGAGAAAUGAAAUGCGUGCCUCUGAUAUCGAUUAUCAAUUCGGAGCUAUCAACGUUAAAUAGAUAUUUUCUCUGAAACUAAACAAGAAUAACAGCCUUCCUUUAAUUCUUAUAUUCAAAAGAAAAUAUGAGAAAUUCUUUUUUAUAUACAUUCAAUUCAGAUUAUUAUUGAAUGAAUUAACCAUUUAUAUCUAUACCGCUUUUCCAAAUUUUAACAAACAUCAUCAUCAGCAAACAAACCGUUCUUUUGUCACGGAAUUGCAUUGUGCUGCAACUAAAGUCAGAUUAAGAACUGUGUUUCGAGUUACUAAACCAAAUGGUUAAAUAAUUGUGAAUUCGAGAUAAAGUGGCGAAAAAGCUAAAAUGGACAAUCAUCGUUUAGUUUCGUAAAACUAAUUCGUUUUUGGUGAAUAUUGAAAAAUUGCCUGAAAUUCGAUUCUAUAAAGAAGUCUGAGUAUCACUUGGUAUGGAUAAUGAGCCUGAAGAGGGAGGCAUUGUCACAAUUCUACAACAUUUCCUCCUUGCAGAUAGUUUUAUGACAAAGAAAAGAGUUCUGCGAUUAAGGUAAGGUGGUACCAAAUCUAUGAUUUCUUAUUUCGCCAGAGUGUGAUUAUUUUCAAACAUUGUAUCCUUUUAAGUUUGAUAAAUUGCUGUGUAUUUGUAAAUUUCAUUUAUUUUGAUGAUUAUUCAAACAACAAGAGGAAUCUCGUUACAUUUUCGCAUCGAUCUACAUUGAAUGUAUAAGUCAUGACAUGGUUUUCCAAUUAUUAUACUCUGUUUCACCCUAACUUGGCAGUAGUGUAAAUUCUAGGCAUGCCGAAUCGCAGUCGUCAUCAGGGGAACAGGGUUACUUUAAAGUACAAAGUUACUAGAAAUGCAGAUCGCUGGCGAAACUUUAUCUCGCAAAUUUUUCGCCAAAUGGUAGAGGUAUUGUGGCAGAUAGGUACAACAGAUCGACCUGUUUUCAAAUGUCCUUAACCAUCAAGCAUAUAUUACAGUAUGAACCAACUUCCAACAGUGAAUUUUAUUUUCAAGACAUAAAAUGUGAGCGUCAUCUGUAAGGAAAACAAUAAACGUAGGAGAACAUAAAAUAUCGUGUAUGCGAUUUUAAAGAACCGUCUGUCGGAAAGUGAAAAGACAAUUUUACAAUCGAUGGCAAUGGACUUGUACCCGAAGACAUUAGAGGAUCUUGCUCUCAGAAGGGCGGCGGUUAUUCUGUGUAGUUGCCCUAACAUGUAUAUGUUUGCUGCAAGAAUGAAGGAUGCUACUAAAGAAGAAUUUGAGCCAGAAAUAGAUAAAAUCUCGAGAAAUAUUGUAGCUAAUUUUUCGUUGCCUCUAAUGCUGGAGCAGGAUUUGCUUGGAGCAAUGAAAGCUGUUUCUAGGGAAAUAAUAAAAUGGGUGAAGUUUCAUGAAAAUUUUUUAGAGCAAUAUGAUGGAGUUUUGUCUAGACUAGAGAACCUAGAACAUAUAUGUUGGACACGCCUCGGGACUGUGGACUACGAGAAAACGGCCCAAGUACUGAUCCGCAACAAAAAGUUAAGCACCGAGCAGUGCUUCAAACUUGCCUGCCUCUAUUGUUUCUUUCAAGAUAUAAAGGAACUUUGGAAGGAAGUACCCUAUUCGUACAAAAAAGUUUUUUUUAAGGUUAACCCUUUGCCGAUUACAGAACCUAGAAUAGUGGUUUUUUUUUAUUGUUUAUUAAAUCGCCGAGGAUAUCAGGAGGAAUUAAUUCUUCCACCAGAGCAAAGAGAUUUAUCUUCUAUCUUUGAAUAUAUGUUUGAAUAUGUCGCACUUCAAGGUUAUAGAACUGCAACUCAGUAUUUUUUUCACAAGUUAAACCUCUUGGACAGAUUACACAUAAUAACAAGGUUAGCUGUACGUGUAGCAAAAAUGCGUUCUUUUGAUCGUUGUUUCUAUUUGCACGAGUACCAAAAAUAUAGCGACGUUUUGCGCUUUUUGAUGAGCCAUAUGCGUGUAAGUGAACAACGAGAACUGUGUCGUAGUGCGCCGUUUGAAACCCUUAAGUGUCUUCUGGAUUGGCCCUGGCAAUUUGAAUUCUUGAGACACGCAAAAUAUAUAUUGCAAUUCUAUCUUCUCACAAAUGAAAAGUACAGCCGGUUGCUUUUCAUUCUGGCCCAUAACAGUUCUUCAGGAUUCAACUAUCCGAAAUUGUUCCGAAUAUUUUUUCGCAUGAGUCCGAAGAAAUAUAAAAAUUAUACGUUGACUCAUUACUCGCAUUUCUUGCCUGAAUUCAUAAAGAUCAACGAUGUUGUGACCGUGAAAUUUAUUUUGAGGCAUUUGAAUGUGAAAGAGAAAGUGAAACUUCUGGCCAACAAAAGUAUGGGGUGUAACUUUAUACCUGCUCUUGUAACUGCAGGCAAGUGGGAUUUCCUAAGACUCUUCAUUCGUGAAUCCCAGUUAGCGAAUGAAAGCAAAGACUGUCUCGUGGCAUAUUUUCGAUUGCGGUUUCCUGAGGACUGGAAAAGCGAGUGGUUCCGAGAGUUUGUGCGUGAAAUUCGUACAGAUCAAAGCGGAGCAAAGUACGAUCGAUGGGCCUCCGAUUGCAAAAGAGUAUUUCGACGUGCGGUGAGGAAACGCCGCAAUGAAGAUCAUUCCGAACAGCCUAAGAAAUUACUUAGAGCAAAUUAAGUUCGAGAACGAAGAACGUGCGUGGCCGAAAGGAAAACAAAUAUGGAUUUUAACUUUAAUUUAUAUACGGGGAUAAGUAGUACUUUAUGGGAUUUCUUUGAAAAUUUUCAGAUUAGGAGAGGGAAAUUUGGAUACCUUUGAAGUUAUGCUGUAAACGAUAAGGGUUUUUAUAACUUCACUUAAGGACGUAUUAAUCCCUAGAAAGGGAAAUUUUCGCACGAGUUUUCCCUCCAUUAUGGGGGAAAUGCAAGCAAUCUGGACAACAACAUACCCGAAUGAAUGUGUAAACAGAAUUGAUUUGAACUGAUUAUCUUUAUUUUUAAACGCUGAAUCCGUGGCCUCCUGUGUUUUUGAAAUGAUUGUGAAGUUGAAGUGAAAUUAAAAAGCAAGAAAGGACUGAUUUUCUAGAAAAAGCUACAAAUAAAAAUGCUUGUUUGACAUAGCAUGAACUACCAGUAAUUGUGAAGAUUAAUUUAAUUAUUUAUGUUCGAUUUUUCAGAAGAUGAAAUGAACACAAAUUUUUGUUUUCAUCCAUAAUUUUUGCAGUCAUGAAUUAUCUGGCUAUGAAUGAAUUAUUCACUUGUUGAGAAAACUUCGAAAUGACAAAAAAAUAUAUAUUUAUCUAUUUAAAAUAAUAAAAGGAAAAAAACUGACGAAGCUUUUACCUAGCCCCAUAUAUAGAUCCGAUUUCGCCUAUUUUUAUAUGAUAGGAAAAAUCAUGGUCCCGUGAUAUGUCAUCUAGUUUCAUCUGCCUCCUUUGACCUCUAUUUUUAUGAGAAUUUUUUUUAAAAUGUGUUCUUACUAUUUUGAUAGGAAAAACAACAACAAAGUUCCUCUAUCAUAAUUUUGGUACCAAAUUCGAAAGUUUUUGUUUCGAAAGGUUUCUUAUGGUUUCUAAAAUCAUCACCAAUAGUGAUCUACCUUUUACUUUUCCAGAUAUAUUGUAGCAUAUAAUUUUUGUAAGGUUGUCAGCCUUGGCAACCGGAUCUAAUUUUGUUACCAACUGACAAUUUCGUUACUUCCAAGCAUAGCCAACCACCCUGCGUGCUGUAUCUUUAUUCUGCAAGUGUCAUUUGAAAUAAUGCUUUGUUUACUUUUACAUAUAUUAUUAUAAUUAUAAUUUUACUAUAUGUUUGCUGUGAGAAGAUACAGCUCAUUAUGUUGACUGACACAACUAAAUUAAUCUUUUCAAUGCUAUUCUCCGUCGAUGACCGUUUUGAUGCUUUUUAUUGAGUUUUCUAGAGCCAAUUUUAAAGAAACUAAUUUUGCGAAAUUUGGCUCAUUUCUUGUGGGAUGGCAUUACCAUAUAAAUUUCAUUUUGCAAUAUCUCUCAAAAAUCGAGCAAAAGGAGGUAAACAGCACCUGGUAAUCUACGUAGAAGACAUUUGUUUUCAUGUGAUGUAAAAAUCGGCGACAUCAGUAUUUUGCAUAUUUUACUAGUAGUUGUUGACUAUGUAUAUUUUUAAGUUUUUUCAUCCUCACAGAAUGUACACUGAAGUAGGGGAUUCUGCAGUUUUACUCGAGAAUGGACGGUGGUCGAGAAAUGGGAACCAUCGACGGCAUAUCAAGGCUUAACUAACUUUCAUAUGAAAUAGAAAUUGACGGAAUCGGUACUCUAUGACAUUCCCAAUUACUUUUCAAUGGAAAGAAUUUGGUAGAACAGCUGGACGCCCACGGGGCUAGUAAUUUAUUAAAAUGAAAAACUUUCUGUUGAAGUGAUAUUUCUUAAGGAAAACAAACAAAAUCAGUCUAUCUAAGGAAUAAUGUUAUGCUGGACGUAUUUAAGAUUUUAAGCUACCUAGCAGAGGAAUUCCUUUUUUUGUAAGUUCAAUUUGUAAUUUUAUUUUAAAUGGUUGGUUAUUAAUUUUCAUCCCAGUUAAGUAUGAAUAGGUCGUGCGUAUAGAAUUGCAUCCUUUUUGGACGAAGGUUUUUGUAUCCACAUUGUCCCAAACGAGAUUAUAGAGAGAAUGCAUUUUUGUAUAUGAUGUGGGGUUAUUUGCAUAUUGUGUAUUCAGAAUAUUUUGCAUAUUAUCAAUUGUAUAUAAUGUGAAUUACUGUGCUGUGUAUAUUUUAUGCAUUUUGUGAAUUGAUCCUUGAUGAAUGAUAAUCCAAAACAAAAUUGAACAUAACUGAAUUUGUAAUUAGUUGGAAUAAGAAUUCCAAUUUUAUGUAAAGUAAUUUUGAAAUUCGAAUCAGAAAUGGUUCCUUUAAUUUUUUUGUAAAGUUAAUUACGUGAAUGAAUAUUCCAUAUAUUGUGAAUUUUAUAUGUGAUGUUGCAAAACAAAAUUGAACAUUAUAGUUUUUCUUUUAAUUUAAAAUUGACCGAAACGUUUUUUAAAGGUUUAAGAAAGAAUGAAUCAUUUAUUAAAUAAAUGAAAAAUAUUUUUCAUUAAUUU